Molecule: messenger RNA, 2059 nt
Organism: Rubroshorea leprosula
Lineage: Eukaryota; Viridiplantae; Streptophyta; Magnoliopsida; Malvales; Dipterocarpaceae
Source: the annotation of a GenBank genome assembly
ACCCUGCGAAAAAGUAUGUUUUAGCCCUUGUUCUAUGGCUGCUGUAGUUCUCGUUAUAGACAAAACACAUUGCAAUUGCACAAAGCUAAGUACACGGUGAGUAGGAAGCGAUGAUGGCCGCGCGAACAACCUUAAACCCUCCAAAAACCCCACUGUACUCCCUCAAAUUUCAGAGACCCAAUUCCCCAUUCUCUUCAACCCCUUAUUUUGUGCGAAAACCCAAUUCCUGGAACUAUCCGAAGAUCUCUCUAUCGGUGAAGUCCGGCCAAAAUCACCAUCAAAGCUCACAAGUAGCAUCUCUGGAUACUUUGCUUAAUAGUGGUCGGAAAGAAGAAUUCCUUGACGCCAUCAAAGGCUCACUCCACAAUUGUCUGUCGGAGACAAAUCUUCACUUGACAGUUCCUGGUCUCAAAUCGAAAAUCAGAGGCAAGGUUAGAGAUAUUUAUGAUGGCGGGGAUUAUCUGGUUUUGGUCACCACUGAUAGGCAGAGUGCAUUUGAUAGGAUUCUUGCUUCAAUUCCAUUCAAAGGCCAGGUUCUCAAUGAGACCAGUUUGUGGUGGUUCAACAGAACACAGCACAUAACUCCAAAUGCAGUUGUGUCAGCUCCAGAUAAAAAUGUUACAAUUGCAAAGAAAUGCUCUGUCUUUCCUGUUGAAUUUGUUGUCAGAGGUUAUGUGACUGGAAGUACUGAUACAUCACUAUGGACGGUCUACAAAAAUGGUGUUCGCAGUUACUGUGGCAAUGCACUCCCAGAAGGGUUGGUAAAAAAUCAAAAGCUACCUGGAAAUAUACUGACACCAACAACUAAGGCUGAGGAUCAUGAUGUUCCUGUAACUCCAGAUGAGAUAAUUGAACUUGGACUGAUGACUCAAGCUGAAUUUGAUGAAGCAAGAGAAAAAGCUUUAAGAUUGUUUGAGUAUGGACAGUGCGUGGCUUCAGAGCAUGGCUUGAUAUUAGUUGAUACAAAAUAUGAAUUUGGAAAGGGCAGUGAUGGUUCCAUUCUAUUGAUAGAUGAGGUGCAUACACCUGACUCGAGCAGAUAUUGGAUUUCCAAUUCUUAUGAGCAGCGGUUUCAGAAUGGCCUGGAACCUGAAAAUGUUGACAAGGAGUUCUUGAGGUUGUGGUUCAAGGACAACUGCAAUCCUUAUGAAGAUGAGGUCCUUCCUGACGCUCCUGUAGAACUUGUUUCUGAGCUAGCUUGGCGGUAUGUUUUCUAUAUCUUCACGUGUUUUGCCAAGGACUUACCUAGUAAUAAGACAUAAAAUGAGCAAAGAAUAUGAUGACUGUGUCAUAUGACUAAUUAUCAUCCUGUUUUAGUGGCUGAUUGAUGCUGUGAAGAUCAGCUUUUGUGUGGUCUUUUCUCUUUCAUGUUGCUUGUAACACAACUAGAGUGCAUCUCAAACUAAAGAAGCCAUGUAAAUUUUAGUAUUUUCACAGUAGCUUUAAAUUUUAGGGUUUGCUUUUGUACUUACAUCGGUCUUAAUGCAGAUACAUUUUUUUGUACGAGACAAUAACACAAUCAAGAUUUGAGCUGCCCCAAACAGAGGGAACAUUGCAUGAUCGGAUCUCCCGGAAUGUUUCCUUGGCAUUAUCAUCGCUACUGUAACUAUAGAAAAGAAAAAAAGAAGAAAAAGAAAAAAUACCAUGUCAUCCAAGUGGAGGUGAAAGAAGAUGAUUUCAUUUUCCUCGUUAACAACAUAUCCAUUUCUUGUUACAGUGUUGACUUCAUUGAUCUUUUCCUGGAUAUUCCAUGUGGGGGGCAGGGUUUCCGGAUCCAGAGGCAUAUGGUGGGGACUUUUCUGGGUUUAACUCCUGGGCUAAUCUCUGUUAUUCUACAAUGUAUUGCCGUUUUUGUCCUCCAUUAACAGUAGUGACUCAGAUUCUCAUAAGCAACGUCUUUUGAUUAUUUGAAUUUGACAAUAAUUAUCAUGUGUCCAUCCGUGACAGUGUUGAGAAAGAACAAACAUGUUCAGAGUGGUGCUGUUCGAUGUUGAGAACAGCGUUGCGAAGAUCUCGUCCGUUGACUACGUGGAUAUCGCAAUCAAGAUCAUGUAUCAAU